Molecule: messenger RNA, 793 nt
Organism: Manis javanica (Malayan pangolin)
Lineage: Eukaryota; Metazoa; Chordata; Mammalia; Pholidota; Manidae
Gene: NPW
Product: neuropeptide W
Biological process (GO): feeding behavior; G protein-coupled receptor signaling pathway
Molecular function (GO): G protein-coupled receptor binding
Source: RefSeq, a predicted model, not a curated record
GCGAGCAGGGGCGGGGCUGCCGAGCAGCUAUAGCUGGACCCCCUCCCCCCGCUGCGGCCCACCACUCGCCGGUCGCCUGCGGAGCCCCGGCUCGCCGAGCUCGCUGCUGGCCUGCCCCACCCGGCGGCCGUCCCCCAGAGCACGCUGGCGCCGGGCCCCAGGCCGGGGGCCCCUGCAAAGUGGCCCAUGCUGGCAUUACUGCUGAUUUUGCUGCCCCUGCCCGCUGGCGCCUGGUACAAGCACGGGGCGAGUCCCCGCUACCACACCGUGGGCCGCGCCGCGGGCCUGCUCGUGGGGCUGCGCCGCUCGCCCUAUGUGUGGCGCCGCGCGUUGCGCCCCGCUGCUGCCGGGCCCCCUGCCUGGGCCCCCCUAGGCCUGAGCGCGCCCUCCCGGAAGAUGUCUACCAGGGACACCUCGCUCCCGGGCCCGCCGCCCGCGAUGCUUUCCUGCUUCCCUGCGAGCUUCAGGGACUGCGGGAGGCGAGACGCAGGAGCUCCAGCGCAGGGCUCCCCGUCAGCGCGCCUCCGAGAGCACGUCCCGGAGCCCGCGCCCGCACCGCAGCCGCAGCUGGCAGACCAUUCCUGGACCUCGGAGGGGCAGGCUAGAGCCUUCGGAGAGUCUCCGGCUCAGCCACGGUCUGCGCAGCGAACUGCCUUGGCCUCGCCCCUCGGCCGUCCUGAGCACAGCCCCUGCCUGCCGCACCCCCGUGCCUGAUCCAGGCCAAGUCGCUUCGGCCUCCAGGGCGCGCUGCCCUGGCCAGGCGGGGCCGUCCCGUCAGUAAAACCCACCUUGU